CAACACACUGCCAUUCUCCCAAAGAAGCAGCUUUACAAGCAAGAGCAAAAGCACUCAUAACGUCUCUCAACCCCAUUCAUUCAAUCGCCAGCUUGAACACUCGACUCCCAAGUACAGCGGCAAGCUUGAGUCUUGCGAUCGACGUCUGAAAGCGGACAUUUCCCCGCAAAGUCAAGUCUGGUUACAACAUUUACCGUCCGCGCGACUCGAAGUCUAUCCACCAUCGAGCGCUUCCGUGCUACACACAACGCGACGCAUAUCCCUCCUAUGCGGGUUCUCGUCUACGCGUAAUACGCCCCUGCGUUCUGGUUAAUCGUUCGGUCAAUCGUUCGAUUGCAGCACUCGCUCGCACCACUCGUAUACUCGCUCUCACGCGCUCGCACCACCAUUACUACAUUACAACAUGGGCCGCUCGAUCAUCCCGCCUGCGCUCGCGGAGCUCGCACACCCCAGCACACCGGAAGCACAGGUCACCGCGCUGCGGAACCUGAAGAACGAGGUUGUUGGGCAUGAGCAGAGGAAGGAGUUGGCGGUCACACAUGGAGUGGUAAGGCCACUUGCGAGGCUGUUGAGGGUUGAGGCAAGGCGAGGGGGGAAGAGGAGGAGAGGCGGGGAUGGGGCUGGACGCGGUGCGGAGUGGUCGACUGAGGACGAGCUGAGGUUUCAGGCUACGCUCGUCGUGGGCAGUCUUGCGAAUGGUGGACCGGCGUUUGUUGCGCCGCUGCUCAAGGGUGGUGUGCUGCCGCCGUUGCUGGACGCGCUGAAUCCGGCUGAGACGCAUGAGAAGCUCGUUACGACUGCGCUGAAAACACUGAGUCAGAUUGUCGAUGCGGGCGCGCAGGAGAAGACUUGGCUGGAUGCCACGGGGGCUUCGUCGCGGUCGUCCGUGUCGGCGGCGGUUGUCGAGCAUAUCUACACGAAGCCUGUCAUCGAGAGCCUGGCGGAGAUACUGGCGCAGUUGGCAGGGACGUCGAACAGCAACCAGCAGAUCUACCAGGUAGUCGGUCUCAUAGUCAAGACAUGUCGACAGAACAAUCACAAGAAGAUGCUGGUCGAUGCUGGGAUACUGGAACUUCUGGCUGACAAGCUGGUGGGCAUCGCUGCGUUCGACGAUGCUGUUCCAAAGGCCAAGACGAAACAAUCAUAUCGCGAUCGAACACCGACUAGGUUCCUGCCUGAUGUACUGGACGCCAUAUCGGCUAUUAUAAGGGACUCGCACUUUUACACAGCGCGGUUCCUCUACUCCCAGCCAAUACAGCAGCUCUUUGGGUGGCCAAAGGAGCGCACCACAACCGCAUACGACAAUAGUGCUUCACAGUCCACAUCAUGGGACAGACUAAUACCACGCGUGCAGACCAUGACGAGUAAAUCAGAUCCAUAUACCAAAUCCUGGCCCGCUCUGGGUUCCUACACCAACGCAAGUGGAGACAGAAUCGCCUCGGACGAUCCCCUACCAAGCCUAGGCUCACUACAACAGACCCCAAAUCGCAGCGUCAUAACAGACGAGUCAGAGUCUUCGUUGUUCAUCUGGCUCGUGUAUGUGGCGCGUCGGGGCGAGGGAAGAGAGCGCCUGUCCGCCUGCUGGCUCCUCGCGCUGCUGAAGAAAUUCGGCGAGAGAUGGCCGCUCAAUGACCCUUCCAAGACGACGCGCGAGCGGCACUUUUCGUACCUGGUUGUUCCGCUCGUGGUCAAGAUGAUUGAGGAGUCUAGUCCGACGUCGGAGCAGUCGAAGAAAGCGUAUGCUCUUAGUCCGCUGGCGAGGGAAGAGACGCGGAUUGUGCUGGAGCGGUCACCGCUUGUUCUGGCGGAGCUGGUGGCGGGCAACAAGGCGCUUCAAUCCGCGGCGGUGGAUGCUAAGAUCCUCCCUACGCUCGUGCAGAUUCUGAAGAAGAGUUUCGAGGCCGUUACCACGUCGUCGAAGCCGCUGUGGCAGCCUAGGUCGUCGGCGAGUGCGUUUAGGGAUUCGAGUGUUGAUCCUGCGUCCUCGACGUUGGGCAGACCUGGGCUCAACGCAGAUACACUGCAUGCUUUUACGUACAGAGAGAAUGCUCUGCUAGCUCUAGCUGCUAUCGUCGGAGAGCAAGAUGGCCUGAGGAAGAUUGUCAUUGAAAUGGGCGCUGUUGCUCAUAUUGUUGAGUCUUUGGUCCCGUACUCUGAGGGUACUGAGAAUGCGGCCUCGACAACAAAGAAGGGCGGGAACCCCGAGACGGUGCUCAUCGCGGCUUGUAAGGCUACGCGCUCGCUGUCAAGGUCGGUCAGUGUGCUUAGAACGAGCCUUAUCGACCAUGGCAUUGCUCAGCCGAUUUUCGAUCUUUUGACGCAUCAUAGCGUCAAUGUACAGAUUGCGGCUACGGAGGUUAUUACGAAUUUGGUGCUGGAGUUGUCGCCUAUGCGUACGGAGAUCAUCGAGGCUGGAGCUUUGAAGACUCUUUGCGAGCAUUGCCGGUCCGCAAACUUUGACCUCCGAUUGAUCAGCCUGUGGGCUCUGAAGCACAUGUGUCUGGGUCUGCCGUAUGCCAUGAAGAUUAAGUGUCUGGAUGAGCUCGGCGUCGGCUGGCUUGUGCAGGUACUGAACGGUGAACCCACCAAGCCUACCAUGGCUACGCCAAAUGCCGCCGGUGAGCAAGUCGACAUCCUCAACGCCGUCGAUGAGCCACACAUGGACGUCGACGAGGAGCCCUCGUCCGACGAAGAAGACGAAGACACAAUGGCAGACAGCAUCCCAUCUAUGCGCCGACACCAACGCCCAGGAUCCCGCUACACAAGCGCGACAAACAUCCGCGACCGUCUCCAGCAAAUCCGAGACGACGAGCAGGACUCGCGCCUCAACAGCGAGCGCGAGGACAUCCGCAUCCAAGAGCACGCCCUCGACUUCCUGCGCAACUUCAUCACCGAGGAAAAAGCCUCAGGCGACAUGAUAGACCACCUGCUCAAAACCUUCGGCCACACGCGCUUCUUCGAACUCAUGGACGCCAAACUACGCCCUAAAAACACUCCCUCAUCAACAACAACAACUACAACAGCACCCUCACACCGCCUCUCCUUCCCCCCAGCCCCCACACAAUCAACCCCCUCCUCUCCACCCUCUUGGUCUGCCUACCCCGCCCCCGAACUAAUAGAAGCCGCCACCUUCGUCCUCGUCCACAUCGCCAAUGGCCGGCCCUCGCACCGCCACCUCCUCAUCUCCCAAACCCCGCUCAUGCACCACCUCCUCCCCCUCCUCACCCACCCCCGCCGCCAGGUCCGCCUCGCCUGCGCCUGGAUGCUAAACAACCUGGUCUACGUCGAGGACCACUCCGACGAGCCCGCCGCCCGCGAGCGCGCCCUCAAUCUGCGCCACCUCGGCUUCGAAGACGGCGCGCGCGUGCUGGGCCGCGAUGUCGAUCUGGAUAUUAGGGAGAGGGCCAAGACGGCUAUCGAUCAGUUUGCUAAGUUAUUGGGAGGGACGGGGGCUGGUGCGGGGGCGGGGGGGAGUAGUUUUGCGGUGGAUGGUGCGCUGGGUAGGUUGAGUGGGCUGCAUGGUGGGUGGAGACAUGAUUCUAGGUAGGUGGGUGGGUGGAUGACGGGCUUGUGUGUGUAUGAUUCUGCGACCGGGGGUUGUUCUUUUGGUGUGUAUGUGUGUGGCGUAUUGUAUCAAGUAUGAAUUGGGGGGUUUCAGGUCUGAGGGCCUUGGGGGGUUCGGAAAAGUAUUCUUUCAAUGGGGAAGUAAGCUGCAGCGAAAUCUUAGUGCACCUGGACAACUACAUGCUAGGUUUAUGUGAAAACUUGUGU
This is a messenger RNA of Dothidotthia symphoricarpi CBS 119687, 3771 nucleotides long. Its product is annotated as armadillo repeat domain-containing protein. Gene Ontology annotation, molecular function: protein binding. Gene Ontology annotation, cellular component: GID complex. Lineage: Eukaryota; Fungi; Ascomycota; Dothideomycetes; Pleosporales; Dothidotthiaceae. Gene Ontology annotation, biological process: proteasome-mediated ubiquitin-dependent protein catabolic process. Bases 404 to 3547 code for a protein of 1047 amino acids. The transcript is spliced from 3 exons. The record is from RefSeq and is a predicted model, not a curated record.